This is a messenger RNA of Camponotus floridanus (Florida carpenter ant), 2368 nucleotides long. Its product is annotated as glycoprotein-N-acetylgalactosamine 3-beta-galactosyltransferase 1-B. Lineage: Eukaryota; Metazoa; Arthropoda; Insecta; Hymenoptera; Formicidae. The record is from RefSeq and is a predicted model, not a curated record. Gene Ontology annotation, cellular component: membrane. Bases 589 to 1962 code for a protein of 457 amino acids. Gene Ontology annotation, molecular function: N-acetylgalactosaminide beta-1,3-galactosyltransferase activity. The transcript has 5 exons.
UAAAUACGGAUUACGGGGAGAGGUGGAGUCUCCACCUCUGAUGGAAAGAGAAGAAGGUUAUGUAAGUUAGGUUGGACAGAUGCUUUGUUUAUGUCACUCAUUGAACUAUAGAAGUUAGUUCUAUAGUUCAAUGAUGUCACCUGUUGCAUCGAAUAUUAUGAUUACAUCUACCAUUAAUCGUCGCAGGUGUGUGGGUGUGUUUGUAAUAUAAAAUCACCGGAUAUAUACAAUAAUUUUACACAAGCAUAAUUUUCAAUAUAUUCUUCCCGUCAAUUUACCCAGUAACAUGAAUGACUUCAUCACGUAUUUUUAUCGGCACAUGCGCAAAAUGCAUCCUGUAGUUUGGUCAGAUUAUAUAAAUGGACAACUUUACAAAUAAUAUAGAGAUACAAAUAAAUUUAAAGUAUGCAACAAAAGAAAAUAUAAUGAAAUAAAUGAGUUCAACGAAGAUCAAAUAUAAUGAUGAAAGACACACUAGAAUGCAGAGUAGAGUCUACUUGAUAAUUGGCAUUACUUAAUCACUUAGCAUUAGCGUCAAGAAAACUUGAUUAUGUAUUUGUCAAAUUCAAUUUUCAGUGUGAUGACAAAAUGCGUUUUCGAUUUUUAAAACAGAGAUCUAUAUUCCUGAUUGGUUCAGGAAUUGGCUUUAUUUUUCCACUAUUGCUAUCUUUAUUAAGAAAUAUAUUUGUGAUUGAUUCGAGGUGUGAGCAAACCCUGUUGUGGCAACCUGAAUAUUACUUGAGUAAAGUACCUCACCAUGAAGAAAUUGUUUUACGGCAUUGGGAAAAAGUAAAGAGGACAUCUGACUAUUUUAAUACCAUUACAUACUCUACUUGGUUGGCAGCACAAAAUUUAAGCUUACGCACACUUGAUUUGGAUAAAUAUUUAUAUGGUCCCCAAAAAGGAUAUAGUACCAGAGAGAUUGAAAGUGUGGAAUGGAACUGGUUGAAAAAACGAGUAUCUAUCACAUGUAUGGUUUUUGUAGAAAAACUUAAAUUGGGAAAAUCAAUCCAAGCUACAUGGGGUAAACGUUGUAACAAUAUUUAUUUCUUUGGACAUCGUUUGAAAGACACCGAAUUACCUAUUAUAAAUAUAGAUACAAAAAUUGUAUCUUCCUGGCAAUUGUUGUGUGAGGCUAUGAAUUACAUUUGGAAAAAAAUGGAUAAAUUAGAGUGGAUUAUUUUUGUAAAAGAUGAUACUAUAGUCAUACCAGAGAAUUUACGCUACAUGGUCGCUCCAUUAGAUUACAGAGAUGAUUACUAUUUGGGUCAUCCAAUAAUUUUAUGGGGUCAGACUUACAAUGUUGCUCGAUCUGGAUAUGUUAUUAGUAGAGGAGCAUUGGCUAAAAUAGUGAAAAUGUUUAAUACUACAGAAAAAUGCAUUGCAGGUGGAAAAUAUUGGAAGAAGGAAGAUUAUUAUCUUGGAAAACAUCUAUCAUCCUUGGGCAUACAUCCAUCUGAUACAAGAGAUCAGUACUUAAGAGGUACUUUUCAUGGUUAUUCUUUACAAAAUCUUCUAUGGGGUGUUAUAAGACCAGAUAACUAUUUUACACAUGCUGUCUAUCCGACAAAAGGAGAAUGCUGUUCACCGAUAUCCGUGACUUUCAGUAUUAGUGAGCCUGAUAAAAUGCACAUGUUAAAUUAUUUGUUGUAUCACUUACAUGUAUUUGAUGGCAAAGGCAAAUUUGGUAACGUACCUAUCAAGAUGCAUACAUCUGAAGACAAUGUAUGGAAGAUUGCUCUACAGGAGGAAUUCAACAUCACGCAUUUGAGCGAUAUAUCGAGUGACGCUUAUUACGAAAUAUGGCACUCGAAAUAUUUGGAACCAGGACAGCUAAGAAUUGCUAAAAACUAUCGAAUGACGCCAGAUGCACUUAAUUGUUUAUUGGCUAAUUAUAAAGCGGGAAACAAAUCUACGUUUAAUUGUACAAGUAAAACUGUAGUCGAUAGUACAAAAAUCUGAGUCGUUAAAACAGUUAUUAGAACAUUAUAACAACUUUAUUAUAAUUAUCAAGAUAGAAGAUUAACAAAAAAUUAAUAGACAGUGAAUAUUUUUAGUCUUGUAGCACACAAUUAUCUAUGCAUUAAGAUCACGUUAUAAAUUUUGACAAAUAAGUAUAUUAAUAAAGAUAACAUUAUUUGAUUUAUCUUAUUUAGUUUGCUAUGUUUAAUUGAUUCGAUUAGAUAUAUGCUGUGUAAGUCAUAUUAUUAAUAGGAAAUGGUUGAUAAUUACUUUUCCUGUGCUUUAUCAAGCCAAUUAGAGACUCAUUAACGUCUACAAGAGCGAUAAGUUAAUCUCGUUCUUAAAACACUUUCGCAAAAGCGUGCCUAUUUUCAUAAGUUUAAUCAUCGAUAUAAAAAUAAUUAUA